Messenger RNA from Loa loa (African eye worm), 504 nucleotides. RefSeq names its product bZIP transcription factor family protein. Gene Ontology annotation, cellular component: nucleus. NCBI's taxonomy places the organism in Eukaryota, Metazoa, Nematoda, Chromadorea, Rhabditida, Onchocercidae. Gene Ontology annotation, biological process: regulation of transcription by RNA polymerase II. The record is from RefSeq and is a predicted model, not a curated record. The coding region runs from base 1 to 504 and encodes 167 amino acids. Gene Ontology annotation, molecular function: RNA polymerase II cis-regulatory region sequence-specific DNA binding; DNA-binding transcription factor activity, RNA polymerase II-specific. The transcript is spliced from 3 exons.
AUGGAUGCAGAAAUAAGAGAAGGACCAAACUGUUAUGAGAAUCAACUACGAGCUAUGUCGAUGUGUUGGUCUGGGCUUGAUUCGAUGGGUUCAUAUGGUGCCACAUCCAAUUAUUCGCAUCAAUCGGGUACAUGUCCAACGUUACCGAUGACAAUUACCACGCAAAAUGACCAACAGCAACACGCCCUCGACCUCAUCCUUAUCAUCCUCCCCAGCAUCAACGAAAAAAAACCCGUUCCCGUUCCUGAAAACCUCAAAGAUGAGGCAUAUCGUGAACGUAGAAUGAAAAACAAUGAAUCAGCCAGAAAAUCUCGAGAACUGAGGCGUCAAAAAGAAGAAUCAACGCAACUACGAUGUGACCAACUUCAGCAAGAGAACCAUAUUCUGCGGGCCGAAUUGUCCCUAUUACGGAACCAAAUGGAACAAUUCAGACAAAUCUUCUCCAUUUCCUCCAACAAUUUACAACAAAAUUUCUUCUCCAACAGUUCCGUUCCUGGUUUAUAA